Messenger RNA from Myotis daubentonii (Daubenton's bat), 3766 nucleotides. RefSeq names its product lysine methyltransferase 5B (gene KMT5B). Gene Ontology annotation, cellular component: nucleus. The record is from RefSeq and is a predicted model, not a curated record. Gene Ontology annotation, molecular function: histone H4K20 methyltransferase activity; protein binding. Lineage: Eukaryota; Metazoa; Chordata; Mammalia; Chiroptera; Vespertilionidae.
CGCUUUUUGUUCCUCCGCCGCGGGAGCAACCGGCGGGGACUCCUUUCUUCCUCGGGUUUCUCCGCCUCCCCCCGCAGAGUCCCGUAAAAGCAACAGAGGUGACUGGGCCGCGCGAGCCGGCUGGUGUCCUUCCGCCCGGCCGAGGGCACUCCUUUUCGUGUCUUCCCACCGUGCCCGGGCGGCGUCCGGGCGGCUCACCGGGGGCGGCGACGCGACUGCGGCGCGGUCGGCGAGGCUCCGGGGCUAUGAGGUGAGGGCGCCCGGGUACAGGAGGUGGCAGCGCGGCGCCAGCCCCUGGGACACGAGCCUCGAAGCUGGCGGCGGCCUCUGGGACCCCGCGGCCGCGUGCGAGGCGAGUUGCUAUUCAAAGCACAAGCUAUGAGCAAGACCCAAUAAGUCCUUCCUCAGAGCCUGGGGGCAUUGAAGAGCUCAGCAUGAUAGGACCGGCUGGAGCCCAGGAGAGAACAUUGAAAUUAUUCUCUAAGCUAUUUGAAGAGAGUGACUAAAUGCACCUGGGUCAGGCUGUCUGUGGGUAUGAAGUGGUUGGGAGAAUCCAAGAACAUGGUGGUGAAUGGCAGGAGAAAUGGAGGCAAGUUGUCUAAUGACCAUCAGCAGAAUCAAUCAAAAUUACAGCACACGGGAAAGGACACCGUGAAGGCUGGCAAAAACGCAGUGGAGAGGAGGUCGAGCAGAUGUAAUGGUAACUCAGGAUUCGAAGGACAGAGUCGAUAUGUACCAUCUUCUGGAAUGUCCGCCAAGGAACUCUGUGAAAAUGAUGACCUAGCAACCAGUUUGGUUCUUGAUCCCUAUUUAGGUUUUCAGACACACAAAAUGAAUACUAGCGCCUUUCCUUCGAGGAGCUCAAGGCAUUUUUCAAAAUCUGACAGUUUUCCUCACAACAACCCUGUGAGAUUUCGGCCUAUUAAAGGAAGGCAAGAAGAGCUGAAGGAAGUAAUUGAACGUUUUAAGAAAGAUGAGCACUUGGAGAAAGCCUUCAAAUGUUUGACUUCAGGCGAAUGGGCGCGACACUAUUUUCUCAACAAGAACAAAAUGCAGGAGAAAUUAUUCAAGGAACAUGUGUUCAUUUACUUGAGAAUGUUUGCAACUGAUAGUGGAUUUGAAAUACUGCCUUGUAAUAGAUACUCAUCAGAACAAAAUGGAGCCAAAAUAGUUGCAACAAAAGAGUGGAAACGAAAUGACAAAAUAGAAUUACUGGUGGGUUGUAUUGCCGAACUUUCAGAAAUUGAGGAGAACAUGCUACUUAGACACGGAGAGAACGACUUCAGUGUCAUGUAUUCCACAAGGAAAAACUGUGCUCAGCUCUGGCUCGGCCCUGCCGCAUUUAUAAACCAUGAUUGCAGACCUAACUGUAAGUUUGUGUCAACUGGUCGAGAUACAGCAUGUGUGAAGGCUCUGAGAGAUAUUGAACCUGGAGAAGAAAUUUCUUGUUAUUAUGGAGAUGGGUUUUUUGGAGAAAAUAAUGAGUUCUGCGAGUGUUACACAUGUGAAAGACGAGGAACUGGUGCUUUUAAAUCCAGAGUGGGACUGCCUGCGCCUGCUCCUGUUAUCAAUAGCAAAUAUGGACUCAGAGAAACAGAUAAACGUUUAAAUAGGCUUAAAAAGUUAGGUGACAGCAGCAAAAAUUCAGACAGUCAAUCUGUCAGCUCUAACACUGAUGCAGAUACCACUCAGGAAAAACACAAUGCAACUUCUAGCCGAAAAGCUUCCGUUGGUGUGAAAAAGACCAGCAAGAGCAGGACGUUAGCAAGGCAAUCUGUGUCAAGAACUCCGGCUUCUUCCAGUUCUACCUCAUCCAAGCUAACUCAUAUUCAUAAUUCCAGGGCACCAAAGAAACCGCAACAGCCUGCAAAGCCUUUACUUUCGAAGGUAAAAUUAAGAAAUCAUUGCAAACGGCCGGAGCAGAAGAGUGCUUCACGAAACCUCGAGAUGGGAAACUUAGUCCUUAAAGAGCCUAAAGUAGUUCUAUAUAAAAAUUUGCCCAUUAAAAAAGAUCAGGAGCCAGAGGGACCAAUACCAGCCACAAUGGCCAGUGGGUGCUUAACCAGACAUGCGGCAAGAGAGCACAAACAGAAUUCGGGGCGAGGGGCCCCUUCGCCGGGGGAGGGCGCCCCCAGCACCUACACAACCAGGCGAUCUGCACGGACGAGAAUGAUUUUGAAGGAGCCCUCUGACAUCAAGCUUGAACCAAAUACGUCGGACGACUAUGAAAGCAGCCUGACUGAGCCUUGCCCAGAGAGUGGCGAGCAACCACCUCCUGCGACACAGGAAGAAGAACUGGUGCAUGACACUGCACACAACGGGGAGGCGACGUGUCCGAGGAGUGACAGCAGCAUUGCAAAAAAGAAGUCACGGCAAGGGAAACUUGUGAGACAGUUGGCAAAGGCGGGGGAGUCCACUCCGGAGCACAGUCCCCCUGGGAAAGCCGGUGUGGUACCCAGCGUGCUGGGGUCCCUCCCCGAUCAGGGUGAGCACAGCGGCUCGGAGGGGCUGCCCGGGAGCUACAUGGAUUGGGCCCCUUCGCCUGUUGAUGGUUCGGUGGUGACAUCAGAUAGCUUCAAAACAAAAGACGGCUUCAGGACUGCAAAGAGUAAAAAGAAGAGGCGGAUCACAAGGUAUGACGCACAGUUAAUCCUGGAGAAUAACUCUGGGAUCCCCAAAUUGACUCUUCGCAGGCGUCACGAUAGCAGCAGCAAGACAAACAAUCCAGAGAAUGAUGGGAUGAAUUCUUCCAAAAUAAGCAUCAAGUUAAGUAAAGACCAUGAAAAUGAUAAUAAUCUCUACGUAGCAAAGCUUAAUAACGGAUUUAACUCAGGACCGGGCAGCAGUGCCACAAAAUUAAAAAUCCAGCUCAAACGGGACGAGGAGGGUCGGGGGCCCUGUGUAGAGGGGCGUCACGAGAACGGGGUGUGCUGCGGUGACCCGCUUUCUCUCCUGGAGUCGCAGAUGGACGUCGAUGACUACAGUCAGUACGAGGAAGACAGUACAGAUGACUCCUCCUCCUCUGAGGGGGACGAAGAGGAGGAUGAUUACGACGAUGACUUUGAAGAUGACUUUAUUCCCCUCCCUCCAGCCAAGCGACUGAGGCUAAUAGUUGGGAAAGACUCAAUAGAUAUUGACAUUUCUUCCAGGAGAAGAGAAGAUCAGUCUUUGAGGCUUAACGCAUAAGCUCUGGGUCUCAAUUUGACCUGGGAUAAACUACUUACAAAUAAAAAAUUCCAGUGUAUUAUUCCUCAACUGAAGCAUUUUAGCGGCAGCACUUCUCUCAUUUCUUCACUUAUCGGCAUAACACAUAGAAAGUGUACAGCAUACUGACUUACCUGAAGUCUGAUUUGUGCACAUUUUUAUUGUACUUUUUGAAUAGCCUCCUUACGUGCAAUUCCGAGUUAGAGGGAGAGCCCUGUUGUAAAGUAAAGGCUCAGCAAACUACAGUGAUAGCAACUUUCCACACGACGUUGAAAACAAUAAUGUGGCUACACAAUUUUUUUAACUUGUAAGAGCAUCAACUGGCUCUUUAAUAUGUGACUAAAUAAUAACUUAAACCAAUCCUAGUAGCAGCAUAUUAAGGUUUUCUAGUCCAUGCUAAUAUCACCAGCAAUGAUCUUUGGCUUUUUGUUUUAUUUGCUAGAUGUUCCCCCCUUGGAGUUUGAUCAGUUCCACACUGUUUGCUGGCCAGGUGUACUGUGUGUGGCCUUGGUUAAAUAGCAGACCAUCAGUUGGGAGUCAAAUUGGUUUAUUAUUAUUAUUU